AUGCUCGAGCAGUGUAAACAGAGGGCUUCGUUUGCGUUCGUGCUCGUUGAAAACCGGCGAGCUACGAUCACGAAUGCUCGAUGCUCGAUGCUCGGGGGAUGUUUGGGCAGUGUAAAUGGGGCUUUAUAUGUGAGCACUUGGUUUGCCUACAAGCUAUUUGCAUUUCUGAAGGAGAAGGAUACACCAACCAAUACUUUGGACACAGAAAGUGUUUUUGUCGAACAGCCUGAAAAUGAUCCUGAUGAAGAUGAGGAGGAAGAAUCUAAUCAAUCUGAACCUGUUGUACCAUCUGGGAAUCAAAGCACGGCAACAGCAUCGCCUGCUUUAACAUCAAGUCAAAACAGAUUUGUACCACCGCAACCCAAAAAGCGAAGGAGAACGGCCAUUGACGACCCCCGGCUUGCUCAGGCGUACAAAAUCAUGGAUAAUGCGACAAAAACAACUCGUGAUGAAUGUUCAACAUUUGGAGAGCAUAUUGCGACAAAGCUCCGAAAGUUUGAUGACCGUAACCGUAAUUAUUUGAUGCACAAGAUUAGUACAUUGAUAUACGAGACAGAAAUCGAGGUUGACACUGUUUACACACGUUCUCCUAUGCAACAGAGCGGUGAAUCCAGCGCAAGCCGAAUGUCUACUCCUAGUCCUCAACUUCCAUUGCAACAAGUAUACAGUCCACCUGCCAACAACCCUAUACAAACAUUUAUAAAUGGCUUUGUGGAUAACAAUUCAGAAGUUUUAACUACUCUGUAA
Molecule: messenger RNA, 747 nt
Organism: Homalodisca vitripennis (glassy-winged sharpshooter)
Lineage: Eukaryota; Metazoa; Arthropoda; Insecta; Hemiptera; Cicadellidae
Exons: 2
Coding region: 1-747 (248 amino acids)
Source: RefSeq, a predicted model, not a curated record